Molecule: messenger RNA, 4929 nt
Organism: Rubroshorea leprosula
Lineage: Eukaryota; Viridiplantae; Streptophyta; Magnoliopsida; Malvales; Dipterocarpaceae
Source: the annotation of a GenBank genome assembly
GGAGGUCGACCGUUGGAAAGGAGAAGGGUCGUCUGAAAAAUCCUAUUUUCUUGUUUUUAGACAAAGCAAGUGGCACGCCUAAUAACCAAACUCACGUGGUAAAGGCCGGCUGAGGAUUUUUGGGGAAACAAUCCUUUGUUGGCACGCCCGGUGGGACCACAAGGUGUAUCAGUUAAAGUUCACAGACCCUCUGUUUAUACAUCCAGAAGCGUCUGGAACCAUGCCACCGAGAAAGAGCAGAGACAAAGAGGUUCAGCCAGCCCAGGCUGAGCAUGCAGACGACAGCCCACUUCAUUCUAAGGGUGAAAAUGAUCCCAUCACUUUUCUCCCAGUGUCACCUUUGGCAAAACGGUCUUAUGGGAAUCCAGUAUUUAAGGAGAAAGAAGCAGACCGUGGAGGUGACUUUGCUGAAUCAAGUAAUGUGUUUAGAGGUAUGACUGAACGUCUGGAUUUAGCAUUCAAAGAACAGAACCAGGCUAUGCGGAGACUUGUUGACAGUCAAACAGAAUCUUCCAAACGUCAGGAAGAGUUAGUUAGACAAUGUAUAGAAGAGAUGAGAAGGGUCUUUGAGGAAGGCACUAGGGUGAUGCAAGAAACUGGGGAAGAAAGUCGCAGAACACUGCAGGCUGUUUCAGAACAAGUGGUUGAGCAAGUGCGACAGCCCAGACCUGAGAUUCCUCCUCCAGUCGUUGAAAUGCCCAGACAGAUUCAGGAAGCCCCAAUCCCAGCACUCGGGGGGCAAGGGAAUCAGCCUCAUCCUAACAUUCAACAGCAGAAUUUCUUCAUGGGUGAAGGACAAAGACAGCAUGAACCAAUGGAGGCUGCUGCUCCUGUUGCAGACCAUGGCCAUCAACCUCAGCAUAGGUAUGUUCCGCCAGGUAGGAGGGGAAAUGUGGGUCCUCAUCAUCAACCCUACCCAAGGGAUUUUUUCCAGCCGCAAGUUCUUCCAGCCCAGCCGGUACAGCGUGGUCUGCAGAAUCACCCAGCUCAAUUAUUCAAUAGAGAUCAGCUAAUAGAUUUGGUACAAGAAACCCAUGAACCAGCCUUGAGACCAUUGGUGCGUCCAUCCUACAUGAAGCCUUAUCCAGACAUCAUUGAUCAUGAAAAUCCUUUUCCAAGGGGUUUUAAAGUGCCUGAGUUCACUUUAUUUUCUGGUGAGGUUGCCCUUACUUGGUACCUCAGUCUGCCUCAAAAUUCAGUCUACUCUUGGAGACAAAUGGAGGACUUGUUUCAUACUCAAUUCUAUCGUUGUGAACCAGAAGUGUCUAUGGCAGACUUGUCGAGGUUAGCCCAAAAGCCUGGAGAGUUGUUUGAGGCAUUCCUUGCUAGGUUCCGGAGAGCCAGACUGAAAUGUAGAGUUGCACUACCAGAACAAGAAUUUGUCAAGCUGGCUCAGAAUGGUCUGGACAUUGAGCUCCGAAAGAAAUUUGAGGGGAUGGAAUUCCGAGACUUCUAUGAAUUGUCUUAUAAAGUGGCUCGGUAUGAAAAUCUGCUGAAAGAAGAUAUUCAAAAGAAGGCUGCAUCACAUGGAACCUAUUAUAGUGAUCCUAAUUUUGAUCUUGAUGUGGCUGAGGUGGUUGCAGACAAGCCUGUUGUUUGUCCAGACCUUGUUAGACCAACUCACCAGCCUGAGACGUCUGUGAGACGUUAUGUUGGUGAGGCUGGAAAACAGUAUACUUUUGAUGUGUCAAAAGCUAGUGAUAUAUUUGACCACCUUAAAAAGAGUGGUCUGAUUAAGCUACCGCCGAGAUAUAAAAUCCCGACAGCGGCUGAAAUCGAAGCUAGAGAUUAUUGCAAAUUUCAUAAUUCAUGGAAGCAUUCUACUGAUAAUUGUCUUAUUUUUCGUAAUAUCUUGCAAGAAAAGAUUGAUAAGGGUAUCUUAAAAUUUCCAGACAAAGCGAAGGAAACCAUAGGAGUGGAUGCAGAUCCUUUUCCAGCUAUGUCUGUGGGCGUGAAUGUCGCAGACCUCAGGAGUGUUGCCAGAAAUCGCAGUCUGCCUUAUGCUCAAAGGAACCUUGCUGCAGAAGACUUAAGGUGGGUUCUUGAGGCGCAGAGAUCCAGACAGAGCAGGAGCGUCAGGUUAGACCAGCAGAGGCUCGGGGGGCAAGAAAGGAUCGCUGUGACCAGGAACUUCAGUCUAGAAGGUGCCAGACGUUAUUCAACUGGUACUAGAUCUCCAAGGAUGGUCAAACUGCCACUCAGGUUACCUUCCAGACGGUGGGAGAAAGUCAAUCAUCCCAAGUUUCCAGCCCAGAAUCCCAGAACCUUAAGGCACAGACUGCAACGCAAGAGGGCUGAAGAACGAAAAAGGCAACAGAAGCAGGUGGAGGCUGAGGGAAGUUCAUCUCGCAGACCACGCCAACCUACAAAAAGGAACAUGGUGUGGGUGAGAAAACAGAAAAAUGAGACUGUAACCCAGACUCUACAGAAGGAGGAUGACCAAUCUUCAGCCUCUCCAAAGGUGGCGUCUGUCAUUGUGAGUCUAGACGGAGUUUUGAAAGCAACUUUUGAAGCACAAGAACAGUCUAGGAAUCGUGGAUCUGAAUCAAAAGAAGAUGGCACUAUUCAUUUUGGGGAAUUCUUAGUGAAUUUGUCAUGUCUGGUGCUGACAUUACCCUUGGUUUUCCAAGCCAAGAAGGAGGAGGAACCAAUCAUCUGUGAGUUCCCAGAACAGACAAAAGAAGAGGUAAUUGUUGUUCCAGCUCAGGACGAUGAAGAGGAGGACAUGGCUGACAAAAUUGUGUUUGAAAAACCAGAAGAAAAGAUGGCCAGACACAUUAGGCCACUUUAUAUCAAUGCUCACAUGGAUGGGACUCCAAUCAGCCGUGUCUUGGAUAUGAUUGGUAAAUUCAUGGAAAUUUAUAUUGAUGAUGUUGUGGUGAAAUCAAAUGGGGAAGCAGAUCACCUGGUUCAUUUGAGGAAGUCUUUUGAGCGGAUGAGGCAACAUGGCUUGAAAAUGAACCCACUUAAGUGUGCCUUUGGAGUGUCCACGGGUAACUUCCUUGGGUACUUGGUGCAUGAGCGUGGUCUGGAGGUUGACAAGAACAAAGCCAGGGCUGUGAUUGAGGCGAAACCACCACAGAACAAGAAGGAGUUGCAAAGAUUAAUUGGCCAAGUUAAUUUCUUAAGACGUUUCAUUUCUAACUUGGCUGGGAAAACCAAAGUCUUUUCUCCUCUGUUGAAACGCAAGUCUGAGGCGGAUUUUAAGUGGGAAGAACACCACCAGUUUGGCUUUGAUAUGAUAAAGGCUGUUAAAGGGCAAGCACUGGCAGACUUUCUUGCAGAUCAUCCAUGUCUGGACGUGGAAGCAGAUGAAGAAAAAGGGAUUAACUUGUUUUUAAUAAGUUUAGUUCCCUGGAAACUUAUUUUUUAUGGGUCUAGUACAGAAACCAUGGCUGGAGCUGGAGUCGUGGUAAUCUCCCCGUCUGGGCUGAAAACACAGAUGUCUUUCCAGCUGGAUUUUGAUUGCACAAAUAAUCAAGCAGAAUAUGAAGCUUUGAUUAUUGGUCUUGAGAUGUUGGUGGAGCUUAAGGUAUCCAUGGUUGAGGUUAUAGGGGACUCACAGCUAGUUUUGAAGCAAUUGUCUGGUGAGUACAAAUGUACUAGCCUUGCCUUAGCCCCUUAUUUUGCCUUGGCUGUGCAAUUGCUGGAAGAAUUUGAUGAUGUGUCCAUUAGACACAUGUCCAGAGACCAGAACUACGAAGCUAAUGAAAUGGCCCAGAUUGCUUCAGGUUUGCGAAUUCCAGAAGGUGUAAUGCAGAAAGUUAUGCUGUCUGAUGUUCAUGAUGGGAUUUGUGGUGCACACCAGGCUGAGAUCAAGAUGCGCUGGUUGAUUCGCAGACAUGGUUUCUUUUGGCCGUCUGUCUUAAAAGAUUGUAUUGCUUAUGCUAAGGGCUGCAAAUCUUAUCAAAUCCAUGGGCCACUUCAAAGAGUUCCAGCCUCUGAACUUAAUUCUAUUGUGAAACCAUGGCCAUUUCGAGGCUGGGCUAUUGACUUAAUUGGUAAGGUGUAUCCCCCUUCAUCAAAAGGUCAUUCAUUUAUUAUAGUGGCAACGGAUUAUUUUACCAAAUGGGUGGAGGCUAAACCAAUGAAGAAGGUAGACCAAUCUGAUGUGAUUAAGUUCAUCAAAGAGGACAUUAUUCACAGAUUUGGUCUGCCAGAAACAAUUACAACAGACCAAGGCACAGUUUUUGUCAGACAUCAGGUGAAGGCAUUUGCAAAAGAAAUGGGUUUCCGUCUGUUAAAUUCUACUCCUCAUUAUGCACAAGCUAAUGGGCAAGCGGAGGCUUCUAACAAGGUGGUGAUUAAUUUGCUUGAAAAAAUGGUGGAUGACAAUCCCAGACGUUGGCAUGAAUUAUUGUCUGAAACACUGUGGGUUUAUAGAACUUCACAAAGGAGUUCAACCAAAAUGACACCUUUUGCCUUGACAUAUGGCCAUGACGCAAUUUUGCCAAUGGAGCUAACAGCCAGGUCUUUGAGAAUGGUGAUUCAGCAUAAUCUCCAGUCUGGGGAGUAUGACAAGGCUAUGAUGCUUGAGCUUGAGGACUUUGAAGACUCACGAUUGACAGCCUUGGAUAGAUUGCAAGCUCAAAAACUCAAAAUUGCAAAAUCUUACAACAAGAGAGUAAAAGGUAAGAAUCUGGCAGUUGGUGACUUGGUCUGGAAAGUAAUUUUACCUCUUUGGCAAGAAAGAUCACAGAUUUGGGAAAUGGUCUCCAAAUUGGGAAGGACCAUUCCGAAUUCAUGAAGUGUUGAAAGGGGGUGCUUAUUGGUUGGAGUCACUUGAUGGAGAGCUUCAUCCCAGAAAAAUCAAUGGAAUUUAUCUCAAGCCUUAUUACCCCACAGUCUGAGAGGCAAGAGGCUUAGAGUCCCAAGAAACUGUCUAAGCAGGUUCAUACUUCUGUCUGUGCAUAAAUAAGUUGAUUUGCU